Molecule: messenger RNA, 2813 nt
Organism: Centropristis striata (black sea bass)
Lineage: Eukaryota; Metazoa; Chordata; Actinopteri; Perciformes; Serranidae
Exons: 7
Coding region: 194-1030 (278 amino acids)
Source: RefSeq, a predicted model, not a curated record
GUCGUAAACUGACAGUACUGUCGUGUUGUUAUGUUUGGUCCGUUCCGCUGCUCUAACUGAACUUUAAACAUCUUUAAUGUCGAGCUCCGGUUCACUUACCGUCAGGAAACUCGUGUAUUUACCAAAAGUGGCGACGUGAACAAAGAAGACUGCUCAAAUUCAAGCUUGGUGCAGGUGUACUUGGAGCCUGGUGAUGGGUUUCUGGCAGCCGAUGACCAACCUGAAAGAUUAUGUUUCCCAGAAUCCUCCAGGAUUUACAUUUUUCCUGUGUCUGUUGACUCUAGCUAUCACCUUUAUCUGCCUUGGCUCUUACAGCUUCACUCACACUGUGCCUAACCCUGACACAGCAGAGUCAGACUGGAACCAUCUGCUGUCCUCCCUGUCACAGUUCCAGCUUUGUGUGAAAAUCAAUUCAAGUUCAUCUGAGCUUGUCUCACCAGUCCCCUCUCUUCUGAUGGAUAGAGACACUUCAGUUAACUCCACAAAGACUCCUCCUCUCACCACUUUGUAUCUCAAAGUUCCUCUGAUUGUGACUAACAACUCCAACAGUGGUUCACUGAAAGACUUCAGUUUACACACUGCCUUGAAAGCCAGUCAGUUACAUCUUAGAGGUUUAAAUCUUGGAGACAACGAGAUAGUUAAUGUGACUUUGGAGUUUUUUUCUGGAAAUGAUACCUACACCUGCCUCACCAUAAGUGCCCCAACACAACUCCUGCCCAUGACCCUACUUCCACCAGAGUGCCCUGUAUCUGAGAAAAACAUUUCACCCAUCCAUGUGGAGGCGAGCAACAAGCAGCCGACAUCAGCACAAACCUGCUACAGUCUACACUCCAAGAAUGACCCUGCACUCACAGUCAUGUUAACACAGGAGGAGAAGACCGUGGCAGUGCGACAUCUGUUGGAAGCCAGUCUAUGUCUGCUCGGAGUUUGUUUGAUACUCUGUGUAGCUGCCAGUGUGACACAUUCACUCAUGCGCCGCCACCACUGGAAUGGACUGGACCUACAAAGUGAGCCCCUGAUUGACUCCUGAGUAUUUUUCAUCCUCUGCAUCCUGAAGAAAACAGUUGGUGGCAACCAGAGAAGAGUGAUAUGUGUCACUACCUUUAAAGAGACAUCCUACCACUUUUUACAAAAGAAACCAGUUUGCACAUCACAGGGAGUAAUACUCUGCCUGUAAUAACAGUUGUAUUAUGUCUUUUGUAACUCUGGAGGGAGAUUACUAAAGCCUGAGAAAUGAACCUCGGGGUUAUCUCUGCAUGAGGCUGGAGACUUGUAUGAGCUCAAAUUGUCAAAAAAAAGAAGAAGAAUUCUCCUUGACCAUGAUGGAAAACGUAACAAGGUGAAGAAAAGAGGUAAAGGACUAUUCAUAAGGGACUUACGAUAAGUGGGACAAUGUUAUCCCCUUUCCUUUAGUAAAGGAUGAAAGAAUGGAGGCAUUGAGGCAUCUUUCCUUCGCAUUAAGAUAAUUCAUUUAGGGCUGGCACUUAGAUAUUGCUGGGUCAUUUCACUCUGUUAGAAACCUGCCUAAGAAAUAAGGACUGUUUGACCACAGCCUAGAUUUAAUAUCGGGUCCAGCAAAGUGAAGAUAUUUCAAUUUCUGCUCCAUUAAUUACGAACAUUUUUAAUCCGUCUGUCACAAGAUUCCCAACUUUAUAAAAGUGCAAUACUCAUAAUCAGUGGAGCAUCUCUGUUAUAGGAGACUGAAGUAUUAUACACUGUCCAAACAUGGUUGUGAUAGAGUAUAUUUUAUAUUUUGUAAUGGGACCAUGGUGUAAUAGGAAUAACUCUUUAACCUGUAAUGUCUACACUGUUGACUGCUAAUACAUUUACUAUCCAGUCUGUUAUGUGCAGUUAUGUUUACUUCAGUUCCCACACUUCCCAGAGAUAAUUUGGGGGAAAUGGACAUUAAGUUGUAGCAUUCUGCGACAUUAGAGCUGAAUAUGUUAAAUGUUUUUCCAGUCAAAAAUCUUAAUCUGAUAUAUGUUUUAGUGGUGGCAUUCCUGUGUCGAUGUUUUCUUUCUAGAUUUUACUGGACCAAAGUUUGUUUAGCAUUCUAGGCUAGUUUGUCAACUUUACCACUUUAACUUACAUAUCUGACACUGAAAGGUCAUUGAAGCCAGAGUUACAGAGUUACCAGUACUCUCACCUCCAUCUACAAUGUGUUCUGUCACUUGCACAGGAGUUGAAACAUUUAGCGUCAGUAUUGAAGAAACCCCCAAAUGUCUGUUGUAAAGUAUAGUACAAGCCAUUUGUAGUGUUUUUAUAAAAGAUUUAAUAGGACACUAAACACAGAAAAGUGUAUGAAUGGAAUUUGCAAGUGUUACAAACUGACAUGUCCCCCAGACUCCGAGAGUAACUGAAUCUUUCCAGGAGCUCUGAAAAUAAGAUGCCUUCUUAACCACAACCAUGUGUUUCACUAUUUUCUUUUAGGAACUUUGUAUUGGGUGUAACUAACACUUGUUUCACUUGUGGCUCUGAGUAAAGGAAAGCUGUUAAUCUGAACUUUUAGACUUGACAUGAUACUUACACACAAUACUGGUAAUAAUAAACUUUUGAAGUUUCUCAUCUAAAUGAAAACAAACUAUUUUUUUUUCUUUCAGAUCAAAUUUAGACACCUUCAUUUUGAAUUUAUGGUUGUAAUGUUUGUUAUUUUAAAGAAACCCCAACAAUUAAAAUAUACCAUACCUUACAGUACUGUCAAUAAUUCAUUAUAUACUUAAAGAGGAUUUAAAUUUUCUGUUGGAGUCAACAUAAUGCUUGGUUCAUUAUUGUCAAAAUGAUUUUGUGUAGAAAUAAACAAAAGAAAGAAAGUA